GAAAUUCCCUCCACAAAUGGGAAAGACGAAGAAACCCUCCUCCGCUGCUCCCCGCCACAAACAAGCACAAACCACCGCCAGACCUCUUCAAUCCACCGUCGAUGAUUCUUCUUCGGAAAUCAUAAGAUCAGCGUGCGAACAAGCAUUAAGGGAUGUGAGUAGCAACCCUCAAAAAUCCCUAAAGAGAAUCAAAGACUUGAUUUCCAAACACCCAAACUCCGCCGCCGUCCACCACACCCAAUCCUUUGUCCAUUUCAAAAUCUACUCUCAAACUUCGAGUUCCUUCUCCACUCUUAAACAGAAAUACCUCAACAACGCCGCUGAUUCAGCCAAGAAAUCCCUAUUUCUGUUUCCCAACUCAAUCACUCUCAAUUAUCUAAAUGCUCGGAUUUUCAUUAAAAUGGCUAAAUAUUCUAGUGACUAUCAAAGAAUAAUCGAUCACUGCUGGAAAGCGUUAAAGGCGCUCCCCUCAGGCUUGGGUCCAGGCGAAGACAUUAUAGCUUCCCAACCAGAAAUGGGAGGAAAGAGCCAAGAAUCAAGAAUUCAGACACUGAAACAAGUAUUACUCGACGUGAUGGAAAAAGCCAAGAUUGAGUCGUUAUUGAUCGGUAAAGAUGUGAGCGAGAAGAUGAAGGAAAGUGCCUGUCAUAGGAUUAAGGCCAGGGUUCCGAAAGAUGAGGAGUUGCCUUGUGAAUAUGAAAGAAAUGAGAAAAGGAAAUUCAUUAAAAACGAAAUUAAGAUCUUGAGGGAUUGCGAAAAAAGGGCGUGUGCUGGUUUUGUUGUUAAAGAUCCCCAAAGCAUUCUGAACAAAGUAAAGGCGGAUUCCAGCAACAUAACCAUUGUUUCGAACUACUGGAAGGAAAUGAGUAAUGAAGAGACAAGAGGAUUACUACAAGUGAGUAUUGAUGAGAUUGCUGGCUAUUACAAGAAGCAUGAUCGAUUAGUGGCGGACUAUUUGUUGGAGGCUGUAGACUUUGCAAGGAAGACGAACAAGUGGAAGUGUUUGAAAUGUUUUUCUUGUGCAUUGUUCUUUUUUGAAUGGAAGGAGUUGCGCAGUCAUGUUUUCUUGAAGCAUCUUGGGGGUUUAUCAGAGCAGCAAAUGGAACUUGUGCCCUUUGGAUUGGAAGAUAGCUAUGUUGAGGAGAUUGAAAAUGGGGUGUGGAAACCUGUGGAUGUAGUUAACAUGGCGCAAGAAUUGUCGACAUUCAGACAUUGCAAAAACAAUGUGUACCAAGAAAAGUGUAAGAUUUAUAGCGAUCAGAAGAAGUGGAUGUUCUGUGAUGAUGCUGAGCGCCAAGAGUUGUUGAAGAAAAUUCAUCGAUUGCUCAAGUUGUUCUUGAAGAAUCAGUGCCUGGCACCGCGAAUCUUGUCAUGGAUGUGGGACUAUACUAUUCAGGAGUUAGAAGAGAGUAUGGAGCUAGGAUUUAAGGAUUUGGUUCCUAUCCUAGAACAAACGCAAACUCCCCUGUCUAUUUGCUUUUUAUGGCUUGAGCAACUUGAGGUAGUGUUUGACUUUUUGGAAGAGCUGUCUAAUGACUGUGAUUUAGAGGACAAUAUCUCGGAUGAUGGAGGAGAUAGCAAAGAGGAAUUUUGUGAUUAUGAGCCCAUUCAUUUUAACAGCGACUCUUCAUGCCUCAUAUUGGAUAAGAAAUUCAUCAGAUCAAUGCUUGAUGCAGGAGAGCAUAGUAACAUUGUUGCAGAUGAGGGAACUGCAGUGAUUCCUUUUGUUGAUGACCCUGGAAAGGAUAUCCAGUUUGAUCGUUAUAGAUUUGUGAAUUGGUUGUUUGUGAGUGAUAAGAUUCAGGAGCUGCUAUAUUCAUGGAUAAAUCUCAGAAAACUUGAUAAAGAACUAGCGGGGAUGGUUUUCCAAUUUGUUGAGACAGAAUUUAGUUUCUUAAAAUACUUCUGCGAAAGAAAAUGCAGGUUGUUAGAGUACCAAGAAACGUUUACUGAUGUUGAGAAUAUAUGCCUUGAAGAAUAUAAGAGGAGGGAGGAAAUAUCGGAGUACAAAGAACAAAAUUUCGCAUCCCUGUUGGUUGAACGGCAAGAUGAGCUUGUUGAUUCUCAGUCUGAUAUCAUAGGGAAUGAGCAUGCGUGUAUAUUAAAUGUUCUGAGAUUUGCGCAAUAUGUUGGUCAUAAAAAGUUCGGACUUGCUGAAACAUUGAUCAGCACUUACUCUCAGUUCCCUGAUUUGGAAUGCCAUGAGGAUAAGGUGAAUCGAGAUAUACUGGUAGAUGUUUGUGUCAAAGAAGCAAUAAAGAUGGAGAAACAAAAUGUGGUUAGAGAGGUGGACUGCAAGUUUGCAAUUAUAGCUCAACUUUAUUAACCCUUACCUCAGCCUUUUGUAUUUGAUCUUAAAUGUCAUUAUUCAUUCAUGAUA
This is a messenger RNA of Populus nigra (black poplar), 2380 nucleotides long. RefSeq lists its product as uncharacterized. NCBI's taxonomy places the organism in Eukaryota, Viridiplantae, Streptophyta, Magnoliopsida, Malpighiales, Salicaceae. The transcript has a single exon. The record is from RefSeq and is a predicted model, not a curated record. The coding region runs from base 17 to 2326 and encodes 769 amino acids.